Messenger RNA from Cylicostephanus goldi, 1073 nucleotides. The record is from the annotation of a GenBank genome assembly. NCBI's taxonomy places the organism in Eukaryota, Metazoa, Nematoda, Chromadorea, Rhabditida, Strongylidae.
AUGACACAUCCUCGAUCAAAUCAGACGGCGAGUGGGCAUUCUGCAUCUCCUGAUUCAAAAUUUCACGGCACUCCUCCAGCGCAAAUUCCGAAAUUCUCACUAAUCAAUGUGAAAAAAUUCUCAUCUACGUCGCCUUCGAAACAUGACACUUCAAUCAAGGAAAGGACGGAAGCACAGUUGGCAUCGUACGAGAAGGCUUCUAGGAGACUAGAUAAAGCACUACAGGAAGCCAGUGAAAAAUUGCAACAUCCUAUCAAACUAGCCCUACCUUCGGAUAUUCCACCAUUCAGCGACCAUCGGCAAACUCUGGAUGUAGCCCAAGUGGAAAAUCUGCGCAACAGAGAUGUCGCUCAGGAACCGCGCCAUUCACUUCCAUCAAAGCCCUUAUUGGAGAACAAUUCGCCUUAUGAUUAUGGGACCAGUGAGGAGAGAACGAAUGAACCGAUGCGAUCUAGUAAUGUCCCACUAUCGAAAGCUUUAGGGGCCAGCAUGGCUGCUGAGUUGGCCUACGCUGAAAAAGCUCAGGAGAUUCAGAAGCAUUUGCACGACGCCCAUCAUCUCGCGACCAUGGUACAGCAAAAGGCAGAACAGCAGCUUUAUCGGGGUGAUGGCGGAGAGGAUAUUGACAGAAUACUGGACUCAAUCUCGUUGCGAGACGACUCGCUUGUGACUAGUGACGAUAGCGACAAGCCAAAGAAAGACAUUAGAGUCCAAGAAACAAUUAAACCAAUGAACACGAGCGUGAAGUUCAAUUUCAUGCCUUCUCCUGUCCGAAAAGCAGCAUUUCUGACUCCUGCACAGCGACACGAGCGAAAGACAAAAGUGGAAGAAUAUCUUCGCAUGUACAGUGUUCUUCAUACCCUGCAAAACGCAGUCUUCAAGCUCAAAAGAUCCAAAUGUAAUCCAGAGCAGGUGCCAAAAAUCGAGGAGCUGUCCAGGGUGGCAGACAAGGAAUACAAAGAAGCGAUUGUUCAAGCGAAAUCUUGGCUGAGGAAGAAGAUCUCACAGGUUUGGAUUGUCAUUAUCUUCCGCUCUCAGAAUCGGGCGGGGCGUGGCAGUUUAUACACGUGACA